Zophobas morio is the source of this 1917-nucleotide messenger RNA. Its product is annotated as myrosinase 1-like. The coding region runs from base 382 to 1842 and encodes 486 amino acids. Gene Ontology annotation, biological process: carbohydrate metabolic process. The record is from RefSeq and is a predicted model, not a curated record. The transcript has 5 exons. Lineage: Eukaryota; Metazoa; Arthropoda; Insecta; Coleoptera; Tenebrionidae. Gene Ontology annotation, molecular function: beta-glucosidase activity.
CACCCUUUUGUGUACUGUCUAUACGGUUGAAUAAAAUAUGUGUGUUCACUUAUACCCCACUGACCCCUCUAAACAACCUAAACCAAUCCACUCCCAGCGCCGCUUUCCAUAAAUCAAUUAAAAGAAACCCAGAAAAACAAUAAUAAUAGCCAUAAAGAUAACAAACGGCAAUGCACUCGAUGAAUAAAUCAGAUGUUUAAUCUCCACAAUAAAUCAAACGCGUAAAGUGAGCUGUAUCUGUAAAUUAUUCCAAAAUGCAUGUUGUGCCUCAGAUAGUGGAUUUGUAUCAGUAAACACAUAAAUAUAAGAGAACAUUCCUCCGUUAUCGUGCUUCCGCUGCCACCCUUCACCAUAUUAAACUAAUUUUCUCCAAAACAGAAUAUGUCAGCCAGGAUAAUCCUAGUGUGGUGCUACGUGUUUGUCUUAUGCUGUGCUAAUAAAACUUUAAAAUUCCCAGACGGGUUUAAAUUUGGAGUGGCUACGGCGGCGUACCAGGUGGAAGGAGGAUGGAACGCGAGUGGUAAAGGCGAAAAUAUCUGGGAUCGAUUAACCCAUUCUUAUCCAGAUUUGAUUACUGACCAUAGUACAGGAGAUGUGGCGUGCGAUUCGUACGAUCUAUGGAACACUGACAUCAAGUUGUUGAAGUACCUGAACGUGGACUACUACAGGUUUUCUUUAUCGUGGUCCAGGAUUCUACCCAGUGGUUUCGCAACUCACGUGAACCCAGAUGGGGUUCGGUACUACAAUAAUUUAAUUGAUGGGUUGCUUUCCAAUGGGAUUGCACCAGUGGUGACGCUGUACCACUGGGAUCUUCCUCAAUCUUUACAGGAUCUGGGUGGGUGGACCAAUCCUCUCAUUGCAGAUUAUUUUGAAGAUUUUGCCCGAGUCGCGUUUGGACUGUUUGGUGAUAGGGUGAAAGCUUGGAUUACUAUCAACGAACCUGCUAGUAUUUGUGUUGAUACAUACGAAAAUGGUAAAGGGGCUCCUGCCUAUGUGGAAUCUCCUGGAAUUGGGUUAUAUCUAUGUGGGAAAACUAUAUUACUAGCACAUGCCAAAGCGUACAGACUAUAUGAUAAUGAGUUCAGACAGACACAAUUCGGAAUUGUUGGUAUCACGGUUGAUUCCAUAUGGGCCGAACCUAAAACUAAUUCAACCGUGGAUGUAAUAGCCGCAGAAAGAGAAAUGCAGUUUGGGCUGGGGUGGUGGGCAAACCCUAUAUUUUCAGCGUCAGGUGACUACCCCGAAAUUAUGAAAGUGCGUAUCGCCGAAAAUAGCAAACGAGAAAAUUUUACUAAAUCAAGACUUCCCGCUUUAAACCCGAGUGAAGUGAAGCUGAUUCAAGGAACAUUCGACUUUUUUGGUUUGAACCAUUACCACACGUGGUUGAUUGCGGAUCACGAGUACCAGUAUAAUCGUUCUUCGUAUCAGAAGGAUAAAGGUACCUUGGGGACACAAAAUCCCGACUGGAAACCCACUCCGGAGAUUGUACCUUGGGGUUUUCGGAAACUACUAAACUGGGUUAAGACGCAAUACAACAAUCCGUUGGUUGUUGUGACAGAGAAUGGGUUUGGGGAUGCAGGAGGUCUCAAGGACAGGAAUCGCGUGAUCUUUUUAUAUGGAUUCAUGAAAGCCCUUCUUUUAUCAAUUCUGGAAGACAACUGCAACGUGAAAGGUUACACGGUUUGGAGCAUUAUGGACAAUAUGGAGUGGAGAAGUGGUUUCACGGUCAAGUUUGGCCUCUACGACGUCAACUUCACCGAUCCUCGAAGACAAAGAACCCCGAAAGCUUCAGCCGGAUUUUACCGAUACGUUAUUCGAAAUCGAGUUUUACCCGAAAAAUAGGAUGCUCGGUUGCUUAACCCCAAAGAUUGUAUUCCUUUUUAUGCUUGAAUAAACUGCUGUAUUUUAAUCAAUCAA